AUGGCGCCGUCUGCAAUUCCUACUCCCGCUCCCUCCGCUGCCCCCUCCUCAGAUGCAGAGCUGCUGCAGUUCCUCCAGCAGCUUGAAGCACCACUCAAGAACCUCCCCCAGCUCGCCAAAGACUUCGAAGCCACAUUCCAUGACCUCGCCCUCACCUCGACAUCGCAGUUCCUGCCCACGCCCGUGCGCGUGCUCCCUAGCGGUGAUGAGACGGGCCAGUUCCUCGCUCUCGAUCUCGGCGGGACUAAUCUGCGUGUCGGGGUCGUCGAGCUCUUUGGUAGGAGCUCUCUCGAUACGGGCGGUGAGAGACUGUGCAUUCCCACGCAAGGCAGCUGGAACAUCCCGGAGCACCUCAAAUCCAGCACCGCUGAGGACCUCUUCCACUGGGUCUCGGAGCGCAUCCGCGAUGUCCUCCGCGAGACGUCAACAACGGCGGAGGUGAUGGAGCUCGGUAUCACGUUUAGCUUCCCGAUGGAGCAGACGUCGCACACGUCGGCGCUGUUGAUGCCGAUGGGGAAGGGCUUCACAUUCACAAACACCAACGACCUCGCCGCGCUUCUCACAACCGCAUAUGCGCAGACCUCGGCGGCGGGAGAGCCCGCGAUAAAGAUCGUCUCUAUCACGAAUGACUCUGUCGCAACGCUGCUAUCUGCCGCCUAUGCGCACACCACCCCGCACUCCAAGACUGCCGCUGGCAUUAUUGCAGGAACUGGCACAAACGCAACAUGCAUGUGUCCCAUCGGGAAGCUACACCCCGCCAAGAAGCCGUCCGGCGGGAACGCGGGUGGUAUACUGCUGAACACAGAGUGGAGUAUCAAUGGCACUGCACCGCCGCUGCAGCCCUACGUGACGGACUGGGACAGGCACCUCGACGCGAGAAACGAGAAACCGGGCUUCCAGCCGCUCGAGGAAAUGCACUCCCUGCCCGCGGGGAUGUACCACGAGUACGGGGUGGACACGAAGCUGUGCGGUGAUGUCGAGGCCGCAUCCACCGACUCGGAUGCCCUGGCGCUGCUGGCCGACUAUUUCAGUGCCGACGGCGGGUGGGGCCUCGGCUUAGAGACGGCGGCGGUGUUUAAGCGCGUGUGUACCACGAUCAGCACGCGGGCGGCAGCGCUUGUUGCGGCAGCGACAGUGGGCGUGUUGGGCGUGAACGAUGAGCUGGAAGAUGGCGUGGAUAUCGUCGUGGGGUACACGGGGACUAUACUGGAGAAAUACCCGGGGUUCAAGGAGCGCUGCGAGGGCUUUAUGAGGGAGAUUGUGAGGAGGAUGCGGGGCAGUGAGGAGGGGGCGACAGUGACGCUGGUGGAGGCGCGGGAUGGGGGCAUUCUGGGGGCGGCGGUGUUGGCGGCUAUGGUGAAGGGUGGGAGCACGUAG
Molecule: messenger RNA, 1377 nt
Organism: Morchella importuna
Lineage: Eukaryota; Fungi; Ascomycota; Pezizomycetes; Pezizales; Morchellaceae
Exons: 2
Coding region: 1-1377 (458 amino acids)
Biological process (GO): glycolytic process; glucose 6-phosphate metabolic process; intracellular glucose homeostasis
Cellular component (GO): mitochondrion; cytosol
Molecular function (GO): ATP binding; D-glucose binding; mannokinase activity
Source: RefSeq, a predicted model, not a curated record